Peronospora matthiolae is the source of this 2262-nucleotide messenger RNA. NCBI's taxonomy places the organism in Eukaryota, Oomycota, Peronosporomycetes, Peronosporales, Peronosporaceae. The record is from the annotation of a GenBank genome assembly.
AUGAACCCCUGUCCAAUCCAUUUGCACAUCAUCCGGGAAUUUGCUCGGUUUAUUAUCCACAAAACGAAUACUUCACCGGCCCCAGCUGUCGACGCCGUGCAGUCGUGCGUCGGUCGCGCGCGAGAGGUCCUGAGCGUGACGCGUCUCCCCCUGUCGCUCCGCGCGUCUCGUCUCGUACCCCCAUUUCCUUUCCGAGCGCUGUGCGCGCGCGCGCUGAGCCCCUCUCCAAGUCGUUCGUUUCCCUUUCGCACUUGGUUUCUCUAUACAAUUAGACCGACGGCCAAACUGCGUGCGCACAUGUUGGCAAUGAAUGCGCCACAGCUCUUCAACGACGCGCGCCAGCGGCCCCCAGACCGCAUGUCGCACAGCUCCCACAUCAGCAGCAGUAGCAGCAGCCAAGACACGACGACCACGAAAGACAGGGACGAAGACGACGACGUUGACGUGGUCGAGCUCGACCCGGUGGACGGUUUCCCGAGUCCGCCCGUGCGCGUGCGGCCGCGGCGUCGCUUUGUCAAGGCCGGCAAGACCACGUACGAGCUGUCGUUCUCGCGACGCCACGUGACGAACGCGCGGCGCGGCGCUGCAGUCGUUGAGACUGCCACAGCCGAUGCGGACGAGAGUGAUGGUCUCUGCGACAUGACGCGACCCGCGCCCGUCGUGUCGUCGUUGUCGCACGUUCUGACUGAAGUCCUGAGCGGCCAGACCAAGGCGCUGAACAACAUUGUGGACACGACGCCGGUCCAGCCGAACGUGACGUACGUCGUAGAGCACGCGGCCGACGGCACGCCGUACGUCGCGGCUUCGGACGGGACCAAGUACUUUGAAAACUCGGCGAUUGGUCAGAUUUUUCUCCAAUCGGCGCGCGCGAAAGGGCACGUGCGUGGCCGACGGUCGGACCAGAGCGUCGGGUUGCGGCCACCGCAGCCGCAAGAGACGAGGCGAUCGGACGGGGAAUUGACACCGUCUGGGACUUUGAGUACUUGUACAGCAGCAGCAGACGGAGCAGGUACGGGCGAGACGGCGGCGGUUGGACUCGAUGGAGACGUGAAGCGAGGACUUGAGACGCGGUUGGCGUUCCGUGGCUUUCACGUGCGCAAGUGGAAAGAGCAGAAAAAGGGCGCGGUAGCAGAUACCACGACGGUGUCAACAGAUGGUGCCGCUGCUGCUGCUGCUACUGGAGCUGGUCAAGACGCUGCAGGUGUUUGUAUGGAACGAGAACGAGCGAGGUCGAGUCUGGACAAAUUGGAUCGAGAUCGCGCGGACGCAAGUUGCGACGUGCCGCCCACUGUGAGUCAAGCAGGAUACGAAGCGACAGCUUCUGGGACGACGGGACGACGAGUUGUUGACGUAAAUAGCAGCAGUGACGGCGGCGGUGGUAGCGUCUCGACGACGAAAACACUUCCUCGACUUCAGCCGAAGAAGGAAGUGCCGGCGCCACCGCUGGCACCUGAUGCCUAUGAUGAACAGGACAAUCCCUUGUGUCGGUCGUUCCAAAACGUGCGGAAUGUGGAUUUAGUGCGGGCCAAAGCACGUACGUCUGACGAUGACGAUGAGCACGAUCGUGAAAGUGACGAUAGAGGGCACGAGCACGAUGACGAGCAUGAGGAUGUUGCCACGGCUGGAGAUGACGAUGUUCCGGAUGCGGACUCGCCUGACUUUGCUGGUCGUGUGCGUGUCUCAUCAGGUGCAACGAGCGUGGCGGACUUUGUGGGUGGGUUUAAGGGUCAGCUUUGCCGACGAUCAGGGGCAAGUGGCUUGGUGAAUCGCAAGCGCGCGGUGCGACAUGCGCGUCUCUCAGCAGAAGAACAGAAGGCCGCAGAUUUGGCGCGGAAGAUUCGGGAAGCGCACAAUCGUGUUCCGCUCGAGUUCAGGGACGAACACAUGUCCUUUGCCGCGCUAAUGGAGAUACAAAAGAAGAGGAAAGAAAACCAGGCUCGCGGUCGGCAUGUUUCGUUCAACCCGGAUGUGCUGUGUCGCGAGUUUGAAGUCGUGUCUGAGGAUGAGGACGACGGCUAUGAUAGUCCAGAUGAGAUCGUCGAUGCUGUUCAAUUAGUGAGUAAGCGCGACGUUGUCCGUGCUGAGGAUGUCGUUGCGACGUUUCCGAUGGAGCAAUUGGGGUUGCCCUCUGAAGCUCUUGCUCAUGAUGUCGAAGCAUCUGCAUCUCCAGGGUCAGACGGAGAUGCUGCAAGUGUACAGAAAGACCCGCUGACCUUCUCGGCGGUCGAGAAUGACAAGCGAAUGUCGUUUUCCGAACUCUGA